Arxiozyma heterogenica is the source of this 1572-nucleotide messenger RNA. RefSeq names its product GMP synthase (glutamine-hydrolyzing) (gene GUA1). The record is from RefSeq and is a predicted model, not a curated record. Gene Ontology annotation, molecular function: GMP synthase (glutamine-hydrolyzing) activity; ATP binding; GMP synthase activity. Gene Ontology annotation, cellular component: cytosol. Lineage: Eukaryota; Fungi; Ascomycota; Saccharomycetes; Saccharomycetales; Saccharomycetaceae. Bases 1 to 1572 code for a protein of 523 amino acids. Gene Ontology annotation, biological process: GMP biosynthetic process. The transcript has a single exon.
AUGUCCAAACAAGUGUCUAGUGUCUUCGAUACCAUCUUGGUUUUAGAUUUUGGUUCUCAAUAUUCUCAUUUAAUCACCAGAAGAUUAAGAGAAUUCAACAUUUAUGCGGAAAUGUUACCAUGCACCCAAAAAAUAGCUGAAUUAGAUUGGACUCCAAAGGGUGUCAUCUUAUCUGGUGGUCCAUACUCAGUCUAUGCUCCAGAUGCCCCUCAUGUUGAUCACGAUAUCUUCAAAUUAAAUGUUCCAAUCUUGGGUAUCUGUUAUGGUAUGCAAGAAUUAGCUUGGAUCAACGGUAAACAAGUUCAUCGUGGUGAAAAGAGAGAAUAUGGUCCUGCCACUUUACAUGUCGAAGAUAAAGAUAAUGAUCUAUUUAGAGGUAUUGAUAACUCUACUGUUUGGAUGUCUCAUGGUGAUAAAUUAAAUGGUUUACCAACAGGCUUCAAGACUAUCGCCACUUCUGACAACUCUCCAUACUGUGGUAUCAAACACGAAACUGAACAAAUCUACGGUAUCCAAUUCCAUCCAGAAGUUACUCAUUCCACUAUGGGUAAACAAUUAUUGAAAAACUUUGCUGUCAACAUCUGUCAAGCUAAACAAAACUGGACUAUGGAAAACUUUAUUGACACCGAAAUCCAAAGAAUCAGAGACCUUGUUGGUCCAACUGCUGAAGUCAUCGGUGCUGUCUCUGGUGGUGUUGACUCCACCGUCGCUUCCAAAUUAAUGACCGAAGCUAUCGGCGACAGAUUCCACGCUAUUAUGGUUGAUAAUGGUCUUUUAAGAUUAAAUGAAGCCGAAACCGUUAAGAAGACUCUUGUAGACGGUUUAGGUAUCAAUUUGACUGUUGUUGAUGCCUCUGAUGAAUUCUUGGGCAACUUGAAAGGUGUUACCGACCCAGAAAAGAAGAGAAAGAUCAUCGGUCACACUUUCAUCCAUGUCUUUGAAAGAGAAGCUGAAAAGAUUAAACCAAAGGAUGGUUCUGAAAUUCAAUUCUUGUUACAAGGUACUUUGUACCCAGAUGUCAUUGAAUCUAUUUCCUUUAAAGGUCCAUCUCAAACCAUUAAGACCCAUCACAACGUUGGUGGUCUAUUAGAUGACAUGAAAUUGAAGUUGAUUGAACCUUUAAGAGAACUAUUCAAGGAUGAAGUUAGACACCUUGGUGAAUUAUUAGGCAUCAGCCAUGAACUAGUCUGGAGACAUCCUUUCCCAGGUCCAGGUAUUGCUAUUCGUGUCCUUGGUGAAGUUACUAGAGAACAAGUUGCCAUUGCCAGAAAAGCCGAUUAUAUUUACAUUGAAGAAAUCAGAAAGGCUGGUUUAUAUGAUAAAAUUUCUCAAGCCUUUGCUUGUUUAUUACCAGUUAAAUCUGUUGGUGUCAUGGGUGAUCAAAGAACUUAUGAACAAGUCAUUGCUUUAAGAGCCAUUGAAACCACUGAUUUCAUGACUGCUGACUGGUUCCCAUUCGAACAUAGUUUCUUAAAGAAAGUUGCUUCUAGAAUUGUUAACGAAGUUGACGGUGUUGCCAGAGUUACCUAUGAUAUUACUUCCAAACCACCAGCAACUGUUGAAUGGGAAUAG